Messenger RNA from Populus nigra (black poplar), 1233 nucleotides. RefSeq lists its product as uncharacterized. The transcript has 6 exons. NCBI's taxonomy places the organism in Eukaryota, Viridiplantae, Streptophyta, Magnoliopsida, Malpighiales, Salicaceae. Bases 160 to 885 code for a protein of 241 amino acids. The record is from RefSeq and is a predicted model, not a curated record.
CACGACCAACAAAUGGCGCGAAGAUGUGUCUGCUGUGCUGAUAUUUCACCAGCAACUAGCGUGAAGUAAAUCAAGUUUCGGUGAAUGAUUCUGAUUUUUAGGGUUUCGAAAAGGGGAAAGAUUUCUGAACAUUGAAUCUUUAUUUCUUGAACACAAAUUAUGGAUUCUUCACCUCCAACAAAGAGAAGGCGCAAGACAAAGAGUGAAGGCACAAACGACAAAUCCUCGUCCUCGCCUGUGGUUGUCUUUGCUCAUGGCGCUGGUGCUCCGUCCUCUUCAGAUUGGAUGCUCAGAUGGAAGGAGAUGUUAAAGAAAGCUUUGGAUGCUGUUGAAGUUGUCACAUUUGACUAUCCCUAUAUUGCUGGUGGGAAAAAAAGGGCUCCUCCAAAAGCGGAGAAAUUGGUGGAGUUUCAUAAAGAUAUUGUGAAAAAGACUACUGAUAAGUACCCCGCUCAUCCUCUUAUCUUGGCUGGAAAAUCCAUGGGUUCAAGGUAUAAAUUUAUGGGAGUUUGGAAGUGUAGAUAUGCCAUAGUGAGCUGCAUGGUUGCUGCCGAGGUUGACAUAGAUGCUUCAGCAGUCAUUUGCUUGGGAUAUCCACUUAAGGCCAUGGGUGGAGCUGUGCGGGAUGAGACUCUAUUGCAACUUACUGUCCCUGUCAUGUUUGUACAGGGUAGCAAAGAUGGGCUUUGUCCCCUUGAAAAGCUGGAAGCUGUUUGCAAGAAGAUGAAAUCUCACAAUGAGUUGCAUGUGAUUAAUGGUGGUGACCACUCUUUUAAGAUUGGCAAAAAGCAUUUGCAAAUAAAGGGUUCAACCCAAGAUCAAGCUGAAGAUCUUGCUGUUCAGGGUAUUUCAUCAUUUGUCUCCAGGUGUCUUAAAGGAAAGUGACCCUUCUACUGUAUUGGGGUUUUUAGCUAAAUUCCAUUUUUUAUCAUCUUUUUUUACCGUCUUUUGCCUGCAUAUCAUCUUACCAGGAUGGUUGGAAUCAUGUCUGUAGUUUCUUACUUCCUGUCUUUUAUCAAGCUAACUACUAUAAGUGUUCUUUGAACAAUGCCAUGUUAACCUGGAAUUUCCUUUUGGUUUAGUGGUGAAUGCAGCACAUUCUUCAUCACUGAAGAAUGCAUGUGAUUACCUGCCUGUAUAUAAACGUGGUCAAAAUGGAGUUGAUGUUUUAGGGCCUUGAUUAUGGAAAUUCUAUAUGGUUCGGUAAGGAUCUAAAUUUCUGAUCUUGACAAA